UAAGUCAAAAGUCGACUUUUAGAUCAUUAACUGCACGUGUAUGAUUUCUGUGUCCUAGAGAUUUCCAAUUAUAUUCAUUGUUAAAAUGUCCACAACUUCUGAGGACGAGCAAAAUGUUGUAAGUAGCGAAGAAGAGGACGAUGACAAUAGUGGUGAUGAAUCCCACCUAGAAGAUGAGGAGGAGUCUAAUAAUGAAGAACCUUAUGAUGAAAACGAUGAGGCAGAGGAGGGUACAAACGGCAAAAUCAACAAUGAGGAAACUGAGAAAGAACUUAACUGGAAGGAUUUGGGUCUAAACGAUACACUGUGCAAGGCAUGCGAGGAACUAAAAUGGAAAGCGCCAUCAAAGAUUCAAAAAGAAGCCAUACCUGUUGCAUUACAGGGCAAAGAUGUCAUAGGCCUUGCCGAAACAGGUUCGGGCAAAACCGGUGCUUUUGCAUUGCCUAUACUUCAGGCAUUGUUGGAUAGCCCUCAAAGAUAUUUUGCUUUGAUUCUGACACCCACCCGUGAAUUGGCAUUCCAAAUAUCCGAACAAUUUGAGGCGUUGGGAAGCUCCAUUGGUGUCAAAUGCUGUGUUGUUGUCGGCGGCAUGGAUAUGGUAUCACAGGCCUUACAACUGGGCAAAAAGCCCCAUAUAAUAAUAGCAACACCCGGUCGCCUGGUAGAUCAUUUGGAGAAUUUAAAGGGUUUUAAUUUGAAAGCCAUUAAAUACUUAGUUAUGGAUGAAGCUGAUCGUAUAUUGAAUAUGGAUUUCGAAGUGGAGUUGGAUAAAAUACUGAAAGUACUUCCCAGGGAGAGGAGGACUUUUCUGUUCAGUGCCACUAUGACAAAAAAAGUAAAGAAACUGCAACGUGCUUCUCUUAAAGAUCCCGUCAAAGUGGAAGUUUCCAAUAAAUUUCAAACUGUGGAACAGCUGCAGCAGUACUACAUCUUCAUACCAGUUAAAUACAAAGAUGUCUAUCUGGUCCAUAUACUCAACGAAAUGGCUGGCAAUAGUUUUAUGAUAUUCUGCAGCACUUGCAACAACACCGUAAAGACGGCUCUCAUGUUAAGAGCUCUGGGCUUGGCUGCCAUUCCUCUACAUGGACAAAUGUCUCAAAAUAAGCGAUUGGCUGCGCUCAACAAAUUCAAAGCGAAAAAUCGUUCCAUUCUUAUAUCAACCGAUGUGGCUUCCAGAGGUUUGGAUAUUCCUCAUGUAGAUGUUGUGCUGAAUUUCGAUAUACCCACACAUAGUAAGGACUAUAUUCAUAGAGUGGGUCGUACAGCCAGAGCAGGUCGAUCGGGUAAAGCUAUUACUUUUGUCACCCAAUACGAUGUGGAAUUGUAUCAACGCAUAGAACAUUUGCUGGGCAAACAAUUGCCUUUGUACAAGUGUGAAGAGGAUGAAGUAAUGGCCUUGCAGGAGCGUGUCAGUGAAGCACAGCGUACAGCUAAAUUGGAGCUCAAAGACAUUGAAGAGUCCAAAGGUGCGAAGGGAAGAUUUAAGAAGGGCGGUGGAGACGACUUUGAUGACUCUGAGCAUUUUACGGGAGCACGUAAACGAAUGAAGACCGGAGGCGGUGGCGGCAAAACAAAUUGGAAAAAAGCAAAAAGAAAGUAGAAAUUUUGGUUAAAUGAAAUGUAUUUUUUUCUACAUAUUUUUUAUGAAUAGUUUCGUAAGAUUUUAUUUUUAACGAAAGAAAAAU
Messenger RNA from Stomoxys calcitrans (stable fly), 1685 nucleotides. RefSeq names its product ATP-dependent RNA helicase DDX47 (gene pths). Bases 86 to 1600 code for a protein of 504 amino acids. Gene Ontology annotation, molecular function: nucleic acid binding; RNA helicase activity; ATP binding. Lineage: Eukaryota; Metazoa; Arthropoda; Insecta; Diptera; Muscidae. The record is from RefSeq and is a predicted model, not a curated record. The transcript is spliced from 3 exons.